Molecule: messenger RNA, 5859 nt
Organism: Paramuricea clavata
Lineage: Eukaryota; Metazoa; Cnidaria; Anthozoa; Malacalcyonacea; Plexauridae
Source: the annotation of a GenBank genome assembly
CAGUUAAGCCUAACAACACAAAGAUUACGAUUACACCAGAAGCAGCUGUCGUUGGUGGGUCAGCUACCAUAACGUGUAACUCUGAUGGUCUUCCUGAACCAAAUUAUAACCUAACCCAUAAUGGUACCGCGAUCAGUACUAACAAGACAUACACCAUAGAUAAUGUACAGUACAGUGAUGCUGGAACAUACAAAUGCAUCGCAAGGAAUAAACUUGGAACUGAUUCAGCUUCCACUAGUUUAACCGUCAUAGGUAAUAUUAUAUUUUUAGACACAUUUUCUCUGUCCAUUCUAUAUCACCAGACAAAAACACAUGUGGAAAGAAGCGAUUCAAUAAGUUAAACUUUGAUCGUAGGUAUAAGAUUGCAUUUAGUUGAUUAUCUUCGAGAACUGGUCGUCUUUAACCAAUAAAUUUAUUAAGGAAUUGAAUUACUUUACUUAAAUUAAACUUCUAUGUUUUGUAUUUGCAAUAAGGUAUGUAUUGAUUGUAUGUAUUGAUUAAAGUUUUUGUAGUAUCAUUAAUCAAAUAUUAAAUAUAGAUAUAAAAUAAUACAUACAUUUACAUCAGGUCUUCUAUUAAAUGUAGGAGAAUUAAAGAAUUUGAAAACCCUUUAGUUGAUCCCUAUGGUUAGCCUAUCUGUGAGACCAAGAUAUCUGCCCAGGUCAAUUUCCGUCAUACUCCUAGCAGUUAUUUAUCAUCUGAAUUAUAUAAUCAUAUUCAGUCUAAUGUGGACUCUUUCCUCUGUCGUCACCCUGAUGCAGUUGUCAUCGUUACGGGAGAUUUCAACCCUGCAAGUACUGGGUUUAAUGAUAAACGCUGUGCUGAGUGGUUAUAUCACUACCUUAAAAAAUGAGCAGAAACUCGACGUUUUGAGCGAAGGCCCUUCGUCAAGAGCUACUAACUCUUGACUAAGGGCCUUCGCUCGAAACGUUGAGUUUCUGCUUAUUUUUUAAGGUAGUAAUAUAACCACUCAUCACAGCAUUUUCACAUUGGUACUACCUACACUGGUAGAGACAGUUUUAAUGAUAAACACCUGAAACGAAUUUCUGGACUGACGCAGAUAAUUAAUGUUCGAACAAGACAAAAUUCUAUUUUAGACUGGUGUUUAGUUAAUGUGAAAGCCCAUGCGUACACGUGUUCCCAACUCCCUCCAAUUGGUUCAAGUGACCAUAAUGCAAUCUUGAUCAAGCCAUAUCUUCAUCGCAAACAAAAACCUCAUAAUAGUCGUCAGUCGAAAAGAGAUUUAAGGGAUAGCAGGUUAAGAUCUUUUGGUCAAUGGAUUACCAACUAUGACUGGUUAGAAGUUUUUGAAACAUCUGACUCUGAAUUGAAAUUCCAAAAAUUUAUCGAAACGAUGUUGGUAAUGGUUGAUUCCUUUUUUCCGAUUAAGUUUAACGAGAACUCGGCAGUCAGACAAACCCUGGAUGUGACUUCGUCACUUAAAAUUGCUAUUAGAAAACGUCAAAACGCUUUGCAUAAACAUGGAAAAUCUUCACAAGUUUAUAAAUUAUGGCUAGGCAAAGUUCAGCGUGAUGUUAAAGCAGCUCGAAGUAAGUUUUAUUCUCAUUCAGUUAUACAAUUAAAGAAUACAAAUCCAUCUAGAUGGUGGAGAGGAAUCAAAUCAUUGGGCGGUCUCUCAUCUCAAGAUUGUUCGUACCACCAAUUACUAUACAAAGUGAAUGAGUCUUACAAUAAUUUUCUUAUUGAUCUCACUUCGCACUUUCAACCUGUGGAUCACAACGAUACUGGCGAGCUGAUGGAAGUACCUGACCGUUUUUUCUACUGGUAAAGUUUAUUCAACCUUACGCCGUAUUAAAGUUACUAAGUCGCCAGGUCCUGAUAAUAUUCCCAACAAGAUUGUAAAGACCUUUGCAUUCGACCUUGCACCUGUUGUUACUGACAUCUACAAUGCUUCAAUGGUACAAGGAAAUUUCCCACAACAAUUAAAGCGUGCCUUUGUCAUACCCAUCCCUAAAGUAUCUCCUCCAGGAUCCAUCGAGGACGAUUUACGACCAAUAUCUCUUACGUCCCAGAUUGGUAAAGUGAUGGAAGGUUUUACGUUGGAUUCGUUGCUAGGUGAAGUAAGCAAUAAAUUGGAUACCAAACAGUUUGCUAUGCCUAGGAAAUCAACCACUCAGGCAUUGGUUUACUUCCUGCAUCUGAUUCAUGCUGGUUUACACGUAGGACAUUGUUAUGCAAGAUUAUUCUUUUGCAGAUUUUAGGAAAGGCUUCGAUCUCGUUGAUCACAAUUUCAUUAUUGGUGAACUUAGAAACCUCCAAGUCCAUCCGGCUAUUAUUAGAUGGAUUAAAUCCUUUCUUACUGGCCGGGAGCUAAGGGUAAAACUCGCAACGGCAUCUUCUUCCUGGCAGAAAGUGAACGGUGGCUUACCUCAGGGCACUAAACUUGGCCAUAUUCUUUUCGCCAUCUUUACUAACUCCCUUUUGAAAGAUUGGCAGGGGCGGGUAAAGUUCGUUGAUGACACCACAUUGUUGGAGAUUGUCCCACGGUGUUCGCCUAGUAUACUACAUGUCGUUGUUGACGAAAUCUUUAAUUUUGCAUCGAAUCGGGGAAUGGAACUUAAUCCAAGAAAGUGCAAGGAAAUGGUUAUAUCCUUCCUGAAAUACAGUCUGCAAUGUGAUCAUGUGAUUCACAUAUCCGGAAUGCAUGUUGAACGUGUUUCAUCUUUUAAAUUACUCGGCUUGCUAUCUGAUGAUCUCUCAUGGAACUGUCAUGUGGACUACGUUAUCAAAAAGGCAAAUACAAGGCUCUAUAUGCGCUUCGCAUACUUAAGAAAGCUGGUUUAAGUCAGUCAGAGCUUGUCAACAUUUAUUGCUCGUUUAUAAGAUCGAGAAUUGAGUACGCUUCUCCAGCAUGGUCAUCUUUGACGGUUUAUCUCAGUGGCGUAACUACCAUGGGCUCAGACCGGGGGAACCUGGGGGCCCCCAACCCAAAAGGGGGCCCCAGGCUUAGGUGAUAGGGCAAAACAUUGGCCAGGGCCUCUGAUAUGUUACAAUGUCGUUUUAUGACCAUCAGAAUUCUGUAAAAUCUCUCCCCAAAGUCCAGGAAAUGGCAUUCAGAGAGUCUAGAUUAAAAAAUUUUCCGGAUGACCAUGCCCUGGACCCCCUAGAAAACUCGUGCAUAUACGGCGCUCGACUCGUGCCUUUGGCACUUCUACUAUAGGGGGGCUUCGAAAAUUUUGAACCGGAGGCCCCUUGAUAUAACGUUACGCCACUGGUUUAUCUAUCUGGUGUUAUCGAAUCAAUUCAAAAACGGGCAUUAGGAAUAAUUUAUCCUGACACGUCUUAUGAAGGGGCUUUGAUUUGCACGGGAUUGAAAACUCUUAGUAUCCGUAGAGAUAAUUCUUGUAUAAAAUUUAUUACUAAACUAAAGUACGAGGACGUUGAUUAUAAUCCACUGGCAUGUAGCUAUUGCUCGUAGAGAACCUAAGCAUUCUGAACACAAUUAUUAUCUUAGAACACAAUCAACUAACAAAUUUGUCACGAACACUGACCGCUUUGGAAAUUUUGUAACAGUUAUAAAUAUGUUUGAUUUUUAUAAUCUUAGUAUGUUUACCUUUAUUUAUAUAUUCUAUUUCUUGUAAUUAGAUCUAUACAUAUAAUUUUAUGUAUACCGUGUAAUUCAGUUGUUACUGCAAUUCGGUUUAUUAAACAGAUUAUUAUUAUUAUUAUUAUACAAAACUUAGGAACUGUUUUGUGUGUUUUUACAUUUUGAAAAAAUGUGUUUUUUAAUUUUGCUAAAUAACAGAAGUACACUCACCAGCGACACCACCAACGAUACCACCAGCGACACUAACAACACUUCAACCAUCGUCAAAAUCAAGCGAAACAAUGACGAUCACUACAAAAGACAAUAAAACAGGUAAAGCAAUAUUACAGUUUAUUUUAAACUUGGUUUACACUACAUCUGCGGUUUAGUUUCACGGAGUUCAGACUAAGUAUAUCUGUUUCACAUUUCAGCGUCAAUCAGGCAGAUUCUGUACUUGUAAUUUUCUUAACUUUUAUCGGCGAAAUCUAUAGUGUGUGCUAAAAGUUUGUACGUGCAGUUCCAUGUAAUAGUAAAAUAGCAUGCAGUUUCAAACCUGAUGUCCUCUCUUCAAUAUACAGCUAAUUCAGUCAAGGUUGUCCUUCCAUCCGCGCAAGGAAUGAUGCGUUAUUGCUUAUUUAGACUCAUAAACUUUGAAAUUUGGCUUUGCAAAAAUUAAAUAUUUAAGACAUAUAUACUCACAACAGAAAACAUACUUGCUGCAAAGGCAAUAUUUUUUAGUUUAAGGGCCUAAUAGGUGAAAACCCAUUGUCUCUUGCGUGCUCAGAGUUUACGGUUUAAGGUUUUAGAAAGACAACCUUAAUUGAACCAGCUGUAAUAUACCAACAUGUACUUAUCAACUGUUCAGUUUUAUGAAUUAUGAUCAAUUUUAUGUUCACUUGGUUAUAAUAUGAAUCGACCGCUUGCAGAUUUAAUGAAGCGUAUAACAUUACUGCACGCAUAGCCUCGACUUUAUUAUUUUUUUUUGCAUUUGAACAAAGCAAACUAAACAAGUGCUACUGUUUUUUGCUGAGUUAGAGUUGAUAUAAUUCUGUCAAAAGAAUAAUAGUAAAACACCAAAUCUUCUACCUUCUUGCAGCGCUUUGUUCUACAUUCAAACAAAAGUUAGUCAAUUCCUUGUUAUUAUUGUGUUAUUGUAAAAAGGAGGGGGAGACAAAAGUUUUCCCUAUGUUGAAAGAAAUUGCCCAAGCAAAACAAAAAGUUUUCCCUCAUAAAGUUCCCAUAAUUUCUGCCGACGGGGAUGUGGGAGGGAAAGGCUGGCCGCCAGCGAAAAAUUAUUGAGGCAUCAAUAAAACAUUUUCGUAAAAUCAAAUUUCUUUCUUUUUCGACUAUUUAAUUUCGCGUGCCCUCCCUCCCCCUCCCGGACGUCUUUGUUGUCACUCACGCACUGAAUGUCCAGCAUAUUCGUCUUGGUAGGAAACAAACACGAAACAAAUAUAAUACAAUUUCGCUUCAGUCUGGCUUUCCCUUAUGCUUUUACCAGAGUAUUAGAAUGGAGAGAUUAUCUCCCUCGCAGCCCCUCCCCUGAUAUAUUUUGGUGUCUCUUUCGUAUAUUUAGACAAACCAUCUUCAAAUGACGCAGGUAGUGGAAUCGAAUGGUAUAUCGUUGCGGUAAUAUUGGUGUCUGGAAUUAUUAUUGUAAUUUUGCUUUUCUACAUUGGCUGGUGUUCUCGUCGUCGUUGGUUGAAAAACAGAAAACCUGAACAAAACCCUGAAGCACAAACGACUGAAGCUGAUACAACCUACCAAGCACUGGAUCUUACGAAAAUGAACACAGAGGAUAAUUAUCAAUCAUUGAGAAACAGAGGACCUCAAUUAAACCCUGAACCAAAGACAACUGAAGCUGAUACAACUUAUCAAGGGCUAGAUCUUUCAAAAAUGAAUACAGAAGAUAAUUAUCAAUCAUUGAGAGACAAAGGACCUCAAUUAAACCCUGAACCAAAGAGAACUGAAGCUGAUACAACUUAUCAAGGGCUUGAUCUUUCAAAAAUGAACACAGAAGAUAAUUAUCAAUCAUUGAGAGUGAAUGCUGCAAGUAAUCAGGCUGCAAAUGUCGAUGAGUCUACUUAUACUGAGUUGAGCAAAACCAGAGAUGAGGAGAACAAGUACCAAUCUUUAACUUAAACUUCGAAUAUUAUUCAGAGUGUCCCAAAAAUGACCCCUGGUAUUGAUACAAUAUAACUAUUAGAUUAUGUUAAUCGAUGCAUGGAUAAAUAAUUGACCAAAUACUUUCUCUAUUCACUUAUACGGUAGCCUGGGGACACGACGAGGAGGCUCUGGUCACACGAGCAUCC